Molecule: messenger RNA, 5601 nt
Organism: Dreissena polymorpha
Lineage: Eukaryota; Metazoa; Mollusca; Bivalvia; Myida; Dreissenidae
Product: DNA-directed RNA polymerase I subunit RPA1-like
Exons: 33
Coding region: 149-5323 (1724 amino acids)
Biological process (GO): DNA-templated transcription
Cellular component (GO): RNA polymerase I complex
Molecular function (GO): DNA binding; DNA-directed RNA polymerase activity
Source: RefSeq, a predicted model, not a curated record
UAUAAAAUCAAUGCAACAACAUUGUUUCAGCAAAUUUGUCAUCAUAUUUCGCGAUGUUGCUUAAACACUGUCGUAAAUUACGAUGUGACGUUUGUUGAAAGUUUUAUUUGUAUUUUUUAGGAUUGAAAGAAAUAACGCUUCUUCAAAAAUGGAUCACGAAAUGUCCAAUGACUACAACCCAAACUUUAUGAUUCAAGACUUGCAAUUUCGCUUCUAUACCACCCAGGAAAUCAAGGCUUUGAGUGUGAAGGAAAUCACAAACACAGAAACAUUCGACAAUCUUAAUCAUCCAACAGUUGGUGGCUUGUAUGAUUCUUCACUUGGUCCAACGGAAGACAGGGAUGUAUGUAGUACAUGCACUCAGUCUUUUCUACAUUGCCCGGGUCACAUGGGACACAUCGAGCUGGCUCUUCCUGUAUACAAUCCCCUGCUUUUCACGACACUCUACCAGACAUUGAAAGCAACCUGCUUCAACUGCCAUCGCCUGGUUGUUGAUCCGAUACCAAGCGCCCUGUUCCUGUCCCAGUGCCGUCUCCUUGACGCCAGUCUUCUUGCCGAGGCAGCCAUGUUGGGCGAGCGUUACGAAGACGAAGAGAAGAGUGAGGACCGCAAGAACCACAAGGAGGAGAUCCUUGCGCUAACCGAGGAAAUACUGAAAUUUCAUUCACAGCAUAAAAAAGACCUAGGACCUGAUGAGACGGGUAUAAAGAACAUCCUGGCCCUUCGUCAGCAUAUUCACAAGCAGCUGAUUAAAGUACGCUUUAAAAGAUCGGGAAAGUGCGUACACUGUUCAACAAAACUGAAAUCCCUACGGCAGGAGGACCACUCCAAGAUCUACCUGGUGGGCCGUCUCUCAAAAUUGAACAAAUCUGAUGAGACCACAUUCAGUGGCAGCAAUAAUAAAGAUGAUGAUGAAGAUGAGGACGAUGCUGGUGAAAACUCUGAUAGUAAUUAUGGACCAGUCAGGAAGAAACAAAAGACAGGAAGAGCUAAGAGCGUUAUCAAGCUGGCCGGGGGAAAUGUAACCUUGCUGACUGCCCUCAAGGUCAGAUCACACCUGCGCUCGGUUUAUCAAGCGGACAAAGACGUGCUAUGUGAGGCGUAUCCAGUGUUAAAGUCUACAGCCUGCGAGUUCCCUACUGACAUUUUCUUCCUAGAGGCUGUUGCUGUGCCACCAACAAAAUUCCGUCCAAUUUCUGAGAUGCGAGAUCAAAAGUAUGAGCACCCACAGACCAGUAACUUGAUCGCAAUAGUCAGGGAAAACAGCCUUGUGAGUGACAUUCUCUGGGAGACGGAGAAAGUGUCUGCAGACAAGGUGGUCGACCCUGGCAGUUUCUCUCGUGAGUUGAAUGCGGUGCCGGGUAAGACCCUGUUUGAGAAACUCAGCCACGCCCAAACACGUCUGCAGAUGUCGGUGAACCAGUUCAUGGACAGUGAGUCAGACAAGUCUUCCCUCGAGACAAAAGCCAGUGGCAUAAAACAGCUUUUGGAGAAAAAAGAGGGUCUUUUCCGCAAGAACAUGAUGGGCAAAAGAGUGAACUUUGCUGCUCGCUCUGUCAUCUCCCCGGACCCCAACAUCAACACAAACGAGAUCGGCAUACCCAUGGUAUUCGCCAAGGUCCUCACCUACCCCCAGCCCGUCACACCCUGGAAUGUACAUGAGCUUAGACAGGCGGUAAUCAACGGCCCGGACAAAUACCCAGGUGCUACUCACGUUGUCGAGGAGAAUGGUCGAGUGACUCGUCUGCUGCCCCACAAGGCCAUCCAGCGAGAGGCUCUUGCUAACUCUCUACUGACCCCCAGCGAGCAGGAUAUCUCCAAGCCAAUCACUGGCACCAAGAAGGUAUUGCGACACCUGAAGAAUGGAGAUGUAUUGCUGAUCAAUCGCCAGCCAACCCUGCACAGACCCAGUAUUCAGGCACAUAAGGCUCGAGUCCUCACAGGGGAGAAGACUCUGCGACUGCACUACUCCAACUGUAAGGCGUACAAUGCUGACUUUGAUGGUGAUGAGAUGAAUGCACAUUUCCCUCAGAACGAGAUCGCCAGGGCAGAGGCUUAUAACUUAGUUUGCACAGACUUCCAGUACCUGGUGCCAAAGGACGGCACUCCCUUGGCCGGCCUCAUCCAGGACCACAUGGUGUCCGGGGUGGCCCUUACCAUCAGGGGGCGCUUCUUCGACAGGCAAGACUACUGCAGGCUCGUUUAUGGGGCCCUAGUAGAUAAGCCUGGGCGCCUGAAGCUUUUGGCCCCCUCCAUAGUCCGUCCGCGCAGGCUGUGGUCUGGCAAGCAGGUGCUCUCCACUGUCAUCCUGAACAUCAUCCCUCCAGACAGACCGGCACUGUCACUGACCGGGAAGUCAAAAAUACCCGCUAAGAUAUGGGUUAAAACCCCAGUGAACAUGCCGGAGAUCUUCCAGUAUGGUAUGUGUGAGAGUGACGUGGUGAUACGGCAUGGGGAGCUGCUCUGCGGUGUCCUAGAUAAGGGCCACUAUGGGCCCACGCCUUUCGGACUGGUCCACUGCUGUUAUGAGCUGUAUGGUGGGGCUGUGGCAGGUCAGGUUUUGACGUGUUUUGGACGUCUCUUCAUGAAUUUCCUGCAGCUACGAGGCUUUACUUUGGGGGUCAAGGACAUCCUUGUAACCAAACAGGCUGACAAAAAAAGGUCAAAGAUUGUGAAGCACUCUCCAUUGGUUGGAGAGUCAGUAGCGCGUAAAACACUCGGUAUUGAUGAUGAGGCUGACAUCGGGAAGGUUUUCACUGGUCUGAUGAAGGCCCAUCAUGCUCCAGACCAGCAACACAUGCGAGAACUCGACAUGAACAUGCGUGGACACACCAACGAUAUACAGAAUGACAUUGUCAAUACCUGUAUGGGACGGGGCCUGUUAAAGCAGUUCCCAGAUAACAAUCUACAGCUUAUGGUGCAGUCUGGUGCUAAAGGUUCUAUGGUGAACUGCAUGCAGAUCUCAUGCCUGCUGGGUCAGAUCGAGUUGGAGGGUAAACGUCCCCCGCUGAUGUUAAGUGGGCGCACCCUCCCCUCCUUCAUGCCCUACGACAUGACCCCACGGGCAGGGGGGUUUGUCACAGGGAGGUUCCUCACUGGAAUUAGACCACAGGAGUAUUUCUUCCACUGUAUGGCUGGCAGAGAGGGUCUAAUAGACACAGCAGUCAAGACGAGUCGUAGUGGUUACCUGCAGAGAUGUCUUAUCAAGCACUUGGAGGGAAUCAAAGUGAACUAUGACCUUACAGUGCGAGACAGUGACAACAGCAUUAUACAGUUUUACUAUGGUGAGGAUGGCCUUGAUCUUCACAAGACGGGCUUCCUGGGCCCCCAGCAGUUCCCGCUGUUGGUAGAGAACCACAAGAUAGUGGUCUCCACGACUGACAGGCCUGGGGAGGUGGAUGAGGAACAGGAAAGUCGUAUCAACCGGCUGGUUACUCAGAUUCACAAAUGGCGAAAAAAGCAUGGCUACUCUGACCCAGGAAAAAAGAUCCGGACUUCUGGCUUCCUGACGUUCUGUCAGAAUAUAGAGGUGGAUCGACAUGGGUCAGCAAAGACAAUGCCUGGAAGGCUAGAGAGAGACGCGCAGUUGACAAACAUGUGGCGGAAGCUGAACAAGAAGAAACAGCACAAGUACAGCAAGAACCAGGGUCGAUGUCCGGACCCCUUGAUGUCCCAGUUCACUCCCUACCAACCAGGUGUGCUACCCGAGAAAGUGGAUUCUGACAUCAAGAAGUUUGCUCGAGUCCAUUUGCCCAGGAUGCACAUGUCUGAGGAGUCGUUCCUGGAGAUGAUCCACCAGAAGCUGCGCCGGGCUGUGGUGGAGCCUGGAGAGCCUGUGGGGCUGCUGAGUGCUCAGUCCAUCGGGGAACCCUCCACGCAGAUGACUUUGAACACGUUCCACUUCGCGGGGCGCGGUGAGAUGAACGUCACCCUGGGUAUCCCACGGUUACGCGAGGUGCUUAUGGUUGGCAGCAAGCAGAUCAAGACACCCGCGAUGGAUGUGCCUGUGUACCCUGGGAAGGGGCUGAAAGCAAAACAGCUUCAGAAACACCUUACGAGGGUUCAUCUAAACGAGUUGUUACAAGACGUGAAGGUGGUAGAGUGGAUGGCAAUCAAGGACAUGAUGCGCAGCCAGCGGAGACGUAUGUUCCGGGUGACCUUCACCUUUCUCCCUCAUGUCUGCUACAAGGACAAAUACGUGGUGACCCCUGACAGGGUCCUGACCUUUGUGGAGAAGGUCUACUACAAGAAGCUGCUGCAGCUGAUCAGGAAGAGGAUCAACACUCAGGCCAAGCAAAGAUUCCUCAGCACCGGGCAAACCAAGAAACGUGGUGGACACAGUGAAAAGGAGGAUGCGGAUGAAACCAUACCGGAAGAUAACAUGAAAGAUGAUGAUGAUGACGAUGAGGACGUGGAUGCAGAUGAUGGUGAUGACACGACAGCGGGACAGAAACGGAAGAAGGAGGAGGAGCAGGAGUAUGAGGAUUUGGAGGACGAGACUGGAGGGGACAAUGAGGGUUUGCUGGACGAGCAAGCCAUUGAUGAUGAAGAAAUAGAGAUGGAUGAAGAAGCUGGACCCAAUGAUGUGGAGGGCAUUGACGAAGCUCUCAUUGAAGAAUACGAGGCUCAAGACGCUAAAAAUGAGAAUCUUGAUUAUAGAAUAAAUGCUGUGCUUCAAGUUGGCCCAGAGGUGACUGAGUACAAGUUUGACACCAAGAAGAAACUCUGGGCAGAGAUCACACUCAGUUAUCCGCUGGUGGACACUAAGAUCGACCUGCUGGCAGUCAUUGAGAAGCAUGUACAGGAAGUGGUGGUGCACGAGGUGGCGGGAAUAUCCAGAUGCAUGAUGGGAGAGGAGAAAGCAGCAGACGGCUUGGAGAUGCACUUGAAGACAGAGGGAAUCAAUAUGAUGGAAAUGUACAAGUACAGAGAAAUCGUGGAUAUCAACCGGCUCUACUGUAACAGCAUACACCAUGUAGCAGAGACGUACGGAAUCGAGGCAGCCAACAAGGCUAUCAUCAAGGAGAUCUCAGCUGUGUUUGCUGCAUACGGUAUUGAUGUGGAUUAUCACCACCUGUCUCUGAUAGCAGACUACAUGACAUUCGAGGGCGUGUACAAACCCUUCAACCGCCGUGCCCUGGAGAGCAACCCAUCGGCGCUGCAGAAAAUGAGCUUUGAGAGCACCAUGACCUUUGUGUUGUCAGCCACUGUGAAUAACAGCCUAGACACGCUGAAAACACCCUCCUCACAAAUCGUUGUCGGAAAGCAUGUUACUACAGGAACAGGAUGCUUUGAUUUGUUCACGCCACUUGUCAUUUCAUGAAGUUUGUAAAAUUAUUAACAUCCCUUAUACUGGUGUUAGAUUUCCUAGUUUGUGUGCACGUUAACAUGGGCAUAGGCACUUACAUGUUUUGCACAACUGGUUAUCUCAUGAUUGGAUAUCUGCCUGUAUAUGUUUCAAAAGGCUCGUGAUUGGUAUUAACUGCCUGUAUAGGUUUUAAAAGGCCAUCUUUUAUCAGGGUUUUACAUAAAGAUUUGACUACAAUUUGCCCAGAUAGUGUUAGUUUGAACAUUACUAGCCCCCAGUGAAUAAACGUUGCC